UCUCCCACGCAUAUAAUCCAACUGUCCACAUCACUCCUCUCCGUAAACAACCAAACAACAACAUACUAUUAGGGUUUUCAUUUCGUUAUAUGCUAUAUUCAAACUAAGCCACUAUAAUUCAUUAACUUUAUUCCUAUUUUCCUCUCGUUUUUCUUUUCCAUUUUCUCGGGAAAAUCAUGGGGAAAGGCCCUGGUCUCUACUCUGACAUUGGCAAGAAAGCCCGAGAUCUUCUCUACAAGGAUUAUCAAAGCGACCACAAAUUCACUGUCACUACGUACACUUCCACUGGAGCCGCGAUAACUUCAAGUGGGAUUAAGAAAGGUGAGUUGUUUUUGGCUGACGUCAGCUCUCAGCUGAAGAACAAGAAUAUUACCACUGAUAUCAAAGUGGACACCAACUCAAAUCUUUUCACAACCAUUACUGUCGAUGAACCUGCACCUGGACUCAAGUCAAUCUUUAGUUUUAGGAUUCCUGAUCAGAGAUCUGGCAAGGUUGAACUCCAAUACCAGCAUGAGUAUGCCGGAAUAAGCACUGGCAUUGGAUUGACUGCCAGUCCCAUUGUCAACUUCUCUGGUGUGAUUGGAAACAAUUCUCUCUCCCUUGGAACUGAUCUUGCAUUUGACACAGCCAGUGGAAACUUUACCAAGUGCAAUGCAGGGUUGAGUUAUACCAAUACUGACCUUCUUGCUUCCUUGACAUUGAAUGACAAAGGUGAUACUCUUAACGCUUCCUACUAUCACCUUGUGAGCCCAUUGACAAAUACAGCAGUUGGUGCGGAGCUGACCCAUAGCUUUUCAAGCAAUGAAAACACUUUGACAAUCGGUACUCAGCAUUCACUUGACCCUUUGACCUCAGUGAAGGCCCGUGUAAACAGCUAUGGCAGAGCAAGCGCCCUGAUCCAGCACGAGUGGCGCCCAAAAUCUCUGUUUACUAUAUCAGGAGAGGUUGACACCAGAGCGAUUGAAAAGAGCGCCAAGAUUGGACUGGCCUUGGCACUCAAACCAUAGACUAGAUAACCAUUCUUGAUACCUGGAAAACAAUAAUGUUAGGUGGAAAGACGUAAAAUCCUAAUUGUUUGUCGUGGACAUGCAUAUUGGCUUUCACAGAUGUGGCCUGUGGGUUGUAAAAUAAUACCGGCUGCUGGAGUAUUGAGCCAACAUUAUCAAUUUUAUUUGUCUCGGUUAAUCCCACCUUUAAUGGUGGGUGUACUUGCUUUGAGCCGUAUAUUUCAUAUGGAAUUUGCUUGAGCUUCA
Molecule: messenger RNA, 1253 nt
Organism: Mangifera indica (mango)
Lineage: Eukaryota; Viridiplantae; Streptophyta; Magnoliopsida; Sapindales; Anacardiaceae
Product: mitochondrial outer membrane protein porin of 36 kDa-like
Exons: 6
Coding region: 177-1007 (276 amino acids)
Biological process (GO): monoatomic anion transmembrane transport
Cellular component (GO): mitochondrial outer membrane
Molecular function (GO): voltage-gated monoatomic anion channel activity
Source: RefSeq, a predicted model, not a curated record